Molecule: messenger RNA, 2638 nt
Organism: Bolinopsis microptera
Lineage: Eukaryota; Metazoa; Ctenophora; Tentaculata; Lobata; Bolinopsidae
Product: vacuolar protein sorting-associated protein VTA1 homolog
Exons: 8
Coding region: 806-1816 (336 amino acids)
Biological process (GO): late endosome to vacuole transport via multivesicular body sorting pathway
Cellular component (GO): multivesicular body
Source: RefSeq, a predicted model, not a curated record
AGGAAGAUCCAAUACAAGAUGAUAAACGACAUGCAGCUGGCAGUUUUCUGUAACCUAAUGGGUAGCAUUAUCUUUAUCAUGGUGAUAAUGUACCACUACGUCUGGGUUAACAACAUCAAGAAACCUUCUCUUACCCAGUAACUCCUUAUAUGGGCAUCACGUGAUCGGUAGCUUCUUAUAUGGGGCCAUAGAACACGUGACCAGAUGACGCGUGACGUUAUAGUUAGGGCCGUGACGUCACACAUACUCACACCAGAUUACCUAAUAAUUUUACACUAUCAGUUCAGACGAUAACUUUUUCAGACGAAGAUAUGACUCUUUUGACAUAUUAUACGGAUCUGUUGAACAGACAACAUGUUGGAAACAUCUCAUGAGUGUGUUUCAAACCUUCUUACGUGCUUACAUUUUUGAAAAUAUCAUUCGAAAUCAAUAUUCCAUAACUACAAACUAUAAUAAAUGAGCUGAUGAAUUUUUAAAUUUAUUUAAGUUGUCAUUGAGAUUGAUAAAUGAUAGGCUAAGUAUUUUAUUACAGUUUAUGGGUUUUAAUGUUAUUGAUGAAGUACUAAACGAUUAAUUACCACAAACGAGUAUUUUUAUUAAAAUAAUAAUCGGAAAUUGCUCAACUAAAGACUAUUCCCGUACCACGCAAACAGAUAGUGUUAUAAAAUACUCAUAUUGUACACUGAGGUGGAUUUAGUGUCUUUCGACUUUGCUAAUUCGAGUGUUUUGAAAUACAAUGUCAAUUAAACAACCAGCUUAUUGACCGAUCAAUUAGCUAAAUUAUCAACUAAUUACUAAUCAGUAGAUGGAUGUGCCAGGGUCCCUGAAGUCGUUAGCACCCUACCUGAGACUAUGCAAGCAGUUCGAGUCUAGAGACCCUGUCGUAGCUUAUCAUUGUCAACUGUACUUUGUACAGAAGGGGAUCCAGUUAUGCAGCAGCGAUGCUGAGGGUAAAAUGUUUCUGUUGGGGAUUAUGGAUAAACUGGAACAGGCAAAGUCGAACCUGAUAGCUCAGCAGAACGAAGCAGUAGGUAACGAUAUAGUCGCCUCCUCACACAUUGAGAGUAAAGCUCUGCAACUAUUCCUCUUUGCGGACAGAGAGGACAGAGCUGGUAACUUUGAUGUGAAGGUCAUAAAGACGUUCUACACAGCGUCACUACUGUUCGAACUGUUAACUCUAUUUGACGCCCUCAACGAAGAGAACGCGUACCAGAAAAAAUAUGCGCAGUGGAAGGCUACCUACUUAGAGAGGUGCAGGAGAAGUGGCGAGGAGCCGGUAGCCGGACCUGCGCUACACGACCAGGAGCAGGCUGAGGCUGAAGCUGAUUACAAUGAGCAGCCUGGAGCUUCUGGAAUUGAUGCACAACCGACGUUUAACCAACCGGAACAACCAGCUCAACCGACCUAUCACCAGCCAGAACAACCAACUUACAAUCCGCCAGCUCAACCAACCUACAAUCCACCACCUCAACCAAAGUAUAAUCCACCAGCCCAGCCAACUUAUAAUCCACCAGCCCAGCCAACUUAUAAUCCGCCAGCUCAACCAACUUAUAAUCCGCCAGCCCAGCCCAGCUACAAUCCACCAGCUCCUGCAGCGGCGAGUCAACCCUCUGCAACAGGUGUAACAACUCUGGGAAGUGGUGAAUUGCUGCGACUAGACACAACGCAGUUUCAAAAUCUUGACUAUCAGCAGAUAGAGAGGAUACAGAAACUUUGCAGGUUCGCUGGAAGUGCUCUAAACUAUAAAGAUUACAAAACAACUCUGGACAAUCUACAGAAAGCUAUUAAUCUUAUCAGAGUGGGCCAAGAAGAGUAACAACGUUGUUACAACGUACACGUGUCGCGCGCUGUGUUAUUUUGCACGUGUUAAACCGGUAUGUUACAUUCCACAGAAUCAGAAUUAACAAUACAUUUGUUGGUGGAAGUGAGAUAUAGAUUAAUUUCUAUUUUUACCUUUACUAAGGUGAUUCAGGACUCACUUAGCAAUGCAAUAUAUGGAAGUUUCUUAAUUUAAGUUUCUUUAACUUUUGAUAUUUAGCGCUUAUUCCUUAAAAAUGUAAUCGGUUUUGUAGCUUUGGGAGCGAUGUUGUUGGGUAAUCGUGCUUCAAUUAACAAUCAAAGAUCGAAAACAAUUUUUGUUUACUUGACAUUCUGAAGUGGACAAAAUGCUCAAUGAUUUUGUAAUUUUCAGCGUUUCAAAUGACGAUUACCCACGGCAAUAAUUUUAAUGGGUUGUCGGUGGAUUUGUUUGAUUAAUGAUUAUUGUUGUUUUUUGUGAAUGCAAACAAAUUUGAAGCGCCUUAAUUUAAGGAAUUGGUUCAAUAAUGUGCGAUCUUUUUUUCGAUCAAAAAACGAUUAUUUGCUAAUUUGAGUUUGGUAUUUGUUUCACAGUUGUGUUAACAACGAUUAUACUAUUCCUUUUAAUACUUGGAAAUACGAGAGAAUGUGAAAUUAUAGAAGUUACAAAUUUGACUACAAUUUAUAUUGUAAUUAUAUCUGCAGCAAGAUGUGAGCUGCGUUUUCACAGAUCUGGAUCUGUGAUCAUUGUGCAUUAGUGGUCGUCUAAUUAAUCUAAAUAUGUAAUAUUAUGUCUAUGUAGAUACCUAAUUUGUAUUUCGAUAUAGUUCGACAUUAUAAA